Messenger RNA from Apis cerana (Asiatic honeybee), 1743 nucleotides. RefSeq names its product SUZ domain-containing protein 1. The record is from RefSeq and is a predicted model, not a curated record. NCBI's taxonomy places the organism in Eukaryota, Metazoa, Arthropoda, Insecta, Hymenoptera, Apidae.
AUACGUUCCUUGAUUCAUGCGAAUGCUAUUAAGUUUUUCAAGGUGAUUUAUAAAAGUUAAAAAUAAGUGCAUAAUUCAAAAAAAUGUCAACUAUGGAUGAUGUUCUUGAAAGUUGGGAAGAAAUUGAAGAAUCAGAGUUUUAGGUGCUCAACAAAAGAUUGGAUGCUCUUCAGUUAAAUGCAGUAGAAGCGUUAGAGGAAAUAGAAUCUUCUAGUUUCAGAGAAUCAAUCGCAAUCUUACAAACAGUAAAGAAUGUUUGUGAAAUGUAUGGAGAAUAUCUUAUUAAGAUUUGAAAAUAAUAAAAUUUUUUCAAAAAUAUCGAUCAAGAGAUUUUGAUAUAUGGACCACCAUACUCUGAGAGACCAAAAAAGAAUGAUUUGUCGCUUCAAAACCAGUCACAAUUCGAGUACCAGAAUGAUAAUGUUAGGGGAAGAUGGUAUGAGAUCUCAAUAUGUACCUCCAAAACCGACGGUAAAAAUUUUGAAAAGACCUUCGAGAGAUUCACAAGGUAGUGGUGAUGGACCAUUAGUGAAUGGAGAUAAGCCAAAACAUCCUAUUAAAUCUUUGAAACAGAGGGAACAAGAAUAUGCGGAAGCAAGAAAAAGAAUUUUAGGUGAAGAAAAAAGUCCGGAGGAAAAGUUAAUGCAAGAAAUAAAUAAAAUUCAACCAAAAUCGACGACUCCGAGUAGUAGUGGGUUACCAAGUAACAUUCUUCGUAUGCCUAUUGGACCAGAUGGAACACGGGGAUUUAAUGUACGCAGGUAGCGCGUCUUCCGGGGAUCAACUCUUUCCACCCAUCCUUUUCCUCCUCUUCCUUCUUCUUAACACAGGGAAGAGAGGCAGCUAUGAGGCUGAUGGCAGAAAACAAGAAUAAUAUUUCUGACCAAAUAUAAGCAUAGUGCUCCUACUAUUUUGAAUGGAGCCUAAUAUAAACUAUGCUGUGGAACAUUGCUAAACAGACACGAUAAUAUAAAAAGAUCAAGACUAUAAAUUGGCGAAGUUAAGUCAUUAUAGAUGUGGUAAUGUUUCUCACUGAUGAAAUAUUGUCCAUUUUGUUAAUAUAUAUUAUGUUUAACAGAAAUUUUUAAUUAAAAUAAUUAAAAUCUAUAACUAUCAUACUUUUUCAUAAUUGCAAUAUGAUAUAAAUUAUUUUAUUUUCUAUAUCUGUAUGUUUUUCAAGUUAUCGAAACAGAUUGUAUAAUAAAAAAUUUCUCUUUAUAUCUGUUCGUUAUAUUUGAAUAAUUAAUUGUUUUCUUAUUAAUUUUAUUUUUCUGCGUUUUAUAAAUAGAAUAAGUGUUAUUAUAUUAUAAGCAGAAAAAUAUGUGAUUUUGUAAAUACGUAUAAUUUUUUAAUUUUUAAAUAUAUAUUUCUAUUAAAAAGAUAUUAUAUUUACAAAUAUAUAACAAUUAUCGAUUGAAAAUAUUUUUCUACCUAAUAAAAUUGAUAUUGAUAUUGAUGAAUAAAUUUAUCUUUUAGUAAAUCUUAUGAUAAAAUGUUAUUAAAAAAAAAAAAGAUCCAAUAAUUUUAAAAAUAAUUAUUUAUAUAAUUUUAAUUGAUAUUUCUCGAUAUGCAAAUUUUGUGUUGUAUCGUAUAUGAAAAAUUAAUUAUCAAAAAAUUGUUUUUUUGAUUCAUGAUUUGUUUUAUUAUUAUAUUGUAUAUAUUCGAUAUAAUUAAAAUAUUUUAAUACAUUAUAAAAAAUGUAUUAAAAAAUAUUAUUUUAUGAAAUAUAUUUAUUUUAUAAAA